AUGGAUAAUCUCGAGGCUUUAAUACAUUCAAAAAAAAAGGAGAUUAGUGACAAAUUAGGCAAGAAGAGCUGGAUAUCUCGUGGUAAAUUACGUAAGAUAGAAGAGGAAGAGCUUUUAAAAAAACAAAAAGAAAUAGAUGCAAAGAGAAAGUUAUCAGAUGAUAUAGAGGAUGAAAUCAGUAUUGAAGUUAAGGAACGGAAAAAAGAUAAUGAAUAUUUAGAUGUACUAGAUGAAUAUAACAAAACUACUAAGACAAUACCUAGUAAGUUUGACGUAAUAUAUCAUUUAAGGCUUUUAAAUGAGCCUGCAACAUUAUUUGGGGAAAGUGAUGAAGCUAGAUAUAAUAGGCUCCGUAAGGCUGAGUUAAGAGGACAAGCAAAUAUUGAAUUAAAGAUUGGGCAACAAAAUACAUAUUUAGAAGGUUUAGGAACAAGGAUGCCACUUUAUUCAGUAAAUAAUGAUAAAGAAGAAGAGAUAAGUAUUGUUAGUGAAGAUAUUAAGCAAGAGAACAAUGAAUCUAAAGGUGAAUUUGUAUUGCGUUGGAUUUCAAUUCAAUUGGAAGAGUUGAAAAAACAAUUAAAAAAUAGAAGUAUUGAAGAAGCUGAAAGUAAUAAGGGAAAACAAGAAUCAGCUCAAUAUUACCAGACUGAGAGAGAUCUGAAGCCAUUAAUAAGAUUAUUAAGAUCAGAGUCUCAAAUGGACAAAGAAGUUUUAGAUAAGCUUUAUGAAAUAGUACAAUAUUGUUGUUCACGUGAAUACAUUAAAGCUCAUGAUAAAUACAUAGAAUUGGCUAUUGGAAAUGCUCCAUGGCCAAUGGGGGUUACAAUGGUUGGUAUUCAUGAAAGAGCAAGUCGUACAAAAAUCUUUUCAUCACAUAUAGCUCACGUUUUGAAUGAUGAAACAACACGCAAAUAUAUUCAAAUGUUUAAGAGAUUAAUAACACAUUGUCAAAGACAAAGACCAACUGAUCCUUCUAAAAUGGUUUUGAUUGGAAAGUUUGAACAUAAAUUGAAUAAAUAA
Molecule: messenger RNA, 1020 nt
Organism: Cryptosporidium muris RN66
Lineage: Eukaryota; Apicomplexa; Conoidasida; Eucoccidiorida; Cryptosporidiidae
Product: pre-mRNA-splicing factor 18, putative
Exons: 2
Coding region: 1-1020 (339 amino acids)
Biological process (GO): generation of catalytic spliceosome for second transesterification step; RNA splicing
Cellular component (GO): U5 snRNP; U4/U6 x U5 tri-snRNP complex; U2-type post-spliceosomal complex
Source: RefSeq, a predicted model, not a curated record